This is a messenger RNA of Fonsecaea pedrosoi CBS 271.37, 678 nucleotides long. RefSeq lists its product as uncharacterized. The coding region runs from base 1 to 678 and encodes 225 amino acids. Gene Ontology annotation, molecular function: oxidoreductase activity, acting on NAD(P)H, oxygen as acceptor. NCBI's taxonomy places the organism in Eukaryota, Fungi, Ascomycota, Eurotiomycetes, Chaetothyriales, Herpotrichiellaceae. Gene Ontology annotation, cellular component: intracellular anatomical structure. The record is from RefSeq and is a predicted model, not a curated record. The transcript has 2 exons.
AUGAAGGACUGCGAAUCGUCCAUUGCCUCCAUAGCCUCUCAAGUCCGAGACGCGUACCCAAAUGACCCUGUCCCAGAACUUCGUGCCUACGAGUGUAACGCCACGAUCGAAUCGGACGUGAAGACAACAUGGGCCAAGAUCGUGGAAGAUUUUGGCAAAGUCGAUGUCCUUGUCACGGCUGCUGGAAUCGUAGAUAACGUCGAGGCUGAGAAUUACGAAUAUGCUCGGUGGCGGAAGAUGUUGGAUAUCAACAUUGAGCAAGUCAUUCCACGUUACCGUGUCGGCUCAUGGCUUUUCGCCCGUGAGGCUGGCAAGCACAUGCUCCAACACAAGAUCCAGGGUUCUAUCAUACUGAUUGCAUCGAUGUCUGCGACGAUUUGUGUCCGCCCUCAAAAGCAAGCCGCCUACAACACCUCCAAGGGCGCUGUGCAGAUGCUCUCCAAGUCUUUGGCGACGGAAUGGGGUCCAAGAGGCAUCAGAGUCAACAGCCUCAGCCCAGGCUAUAUGAGGACGGAUCUCAUAAAAGGACUGUUGGAGAAUGAAGGCAAAGAGCUCGUGAACAACUGGGAAAAAGACAUUCCCAUGGGAAGAAUGGCAGAGCCACACGAGUUGAGGGGCACGAUUGUCUGGAUGGCCAGUGGAGCGAGCAGCGUAAGUUCCACCUUUUCUCUCUCAUAG